GGGGGACAGGAUGUUCUUCCGGGGCGUGGCUGUUUGGGGGGUUUCGCUUCCGGAAGGGUGCCCGGGCUCGUCCCACCCCCCCCUGGAGGGUUGCUCCACCGGCAACUGGAGCCGACAUGGACAAAAGUGGAAACAUUCAGUUGGAAAUUCCUGACUUCAGCAAUUCUGUUCUGAGCCACCUAAACCAGCUGCGUAUGCAGGGCAGGCUGUGUGACAUUGUAGUCAAUGUCCAGGGCCAAGCCUUCAGGGCACACAAAGUUGUACUCGCUGCUAGCUCACCUUACUUUCGGGACCACAUGUCUCUCAAUGAGAUGAGCACGGUCUCCAUAUCUGUCAUCAAAAACCCCACUGUAUUUGAGCACCUUCUCUCUUUUUGCUACACUGGGCGAAUAUGCCUCCAGCUAGCAGAUAUUAUAAGCUACUUGACUGCAGCCAGUUUCCUGCAGAUGCAACAUAUUAUAGAUAAGUGUACGCAGAUCUUGGAGAGCAUUCAUUUUAAAAUUAAUGUGUCUGAGGUUGAAGCAGAAUUGAGCCAAACAAGGGGAAAGCAUCAAGAAAGACCUCCGGAUUCCCAUCGUACUUCUCCAUCUUUGAAUCACUCUCUUAGUCCACACCAUAGCACUCCAAAAGGAAGCCGUAUGGGACAAGUCAGCACGGUGUUGGACAUUCGGGAACUUAGUCCUCCUGGGGAGUCUACAAGCCCCCAAAUAAUUGAACAGAGCUCAGAUGCAGAGAGCAGGGAACCAAUACUGAGGAUUAACAGGGCAGGACAGUGGUAUGUGGAGACAGGAGUAGCAGACCAUGGUGGGCAGGGUGAUGAUGACGUCAAGGUCCUUGGAGCAGUACGAAUCAAAACCGAGAACCUGGAGGAGUGGCUUGGGACAGAGAACCAGCCUUCUGGAGAAGAUGGAAGCAGUGCAGAGGAGGUUACUGCCAUGGUGAUUGAUACAACGGGACAUGGAUCUAUGGGGCAAGAAAGUUAUACCUUAGGCUCAUCAGGAGCAAAAGUGGCCAGACCCACCAGCACUGAGAUUGACAGAUUUAGUCCUUCUGGUAGUGUGGUCACUGUAAAUGAGCGAUACAGGUCAAAAAGUGAAUCUCCGUGGCGGGUUGAUGAACCUAAGCAACACAGUUCUCAGGUGGAAGACUCUGCAAUCGUCGGAGUGAGUGGUUAUGUUGAAUAUCUGCGUGAACAGGAAGUAUCUGAGCGGUGGUUUCGUUACAACCCUCGACUCACCUGCAUUUAUUGUGCUAAAUCCUUCAACCAGAAGGGCAGCUUGGACCGGCACAUGCGUCUCCACAUGGGCAUCACACCUUUUGUUUGCCGUAUGUGUGGGAAAAAGUACACCCGAAAGGAUCAGCUGGAAUACCAUAUCCGCAAACACACAGGAAACAAGCCCUUUCACUGCCACGUCUGUGGGAAGAGCUUCCCAUUCCAGGCCAUCCUCAACCAGCACUUUCGUAAGAACCACCCUGGGUGCAUGCCCCUGGAGGGGCCACACAGCAUCUCCCCAGAGACCACGGUCACGUCAAGAGGGCAAACCGGGGAGGAAUCCCCUCUUCGGGAAGAAGCCGGCAUGGCUGGGGAGACGGCUCAGGGGUCUGUGUCCACCACUGGACCAGACUGAGGUGGAAGGGUGAGGGGAAUCCUCUCGAUCGAUACAGCAAACCCCACUGAGGUGGCACGCUUAUCUUGUCAUCUGGGCAGUGUUACGGCUGGACAACGAUGCUCCUGAAAUGUUGCCAAAAUAGAACAAAAAGUAGGAUAACAAAGUGCUAAAAGUUCUCCUCUUUACCUCAUCUCCUUGUGGUGGGGAGAACAAAACUGAGUCAACUAACCUCUGAUUCAGGGAUUGACAGCUUUGGGAAGGUUUUUUAAUUAACCACAUUGAGCAAUGAGAAAGGAGAGACAGCUUUUCUAAAUUUCUUGGUAACAGACCUUACAUAUCGUCUGUGGGCUGUAGGCUCUAGUUGUUAUGAGUGCAGAAUGUCUGCAUUCAUGACAGGCUUUAAGAGUCAGGGGAUUAAGAACUGCUUUUUAUGCCCACCCACAACCUGUCUCCAAGGUAAUUUUUUAAAAGAACAAUGGCUUUCUUAGUAAAUCCUAGCUUGUUUUAUUUUAUCUUGUUUUAUUUUGAUGUGUGUUGGUUUUUUUUUUAACGACCCAUUGCUUAAGGGCUGUUAGACCAGUGGAGAAAUUUACCCAUUCAAGGUAUGUGGCCUUGCUUGUUUAUUUCCACAUGUUACGAGGCUAGCAACCUUUUGAGCAGUAUUUCAGAUAUGACAAUAUUUAAGUAAUUAAGCUACUGAAAAAGGACAGUGUUUGGCUUGGCCAAGUUCAGAAGAUAUUUUCAAUUGAAAAAAUGUGGAUCGCGCAAAACACAAUUAUUUGUCUUUGUGCACUGCAAAAACUGAAAGAAAAUAGGGUAACAUUUGCAGUUGCGAUGAAUUGUUAAGACCACAAAGCUCAUCCUUUUCCUAGCUUGCACUUGAUCUAAUAAUACAGCAAUAUUUGUAUAUCAAAAGAGUCAAAUCCAGUGGGGAAAAAAAUCAUAGUUUGUUUGCCUGUUUUCCCUUUUUUAAUUUUUUUAUAUGAAAAAGUGCAAAAAAAAAAUCUCCUAAUUAGUAAUAAUGCGGGAGGGUGAAUAUUCCAGUUUCUUACAAGCAAUGCUAAGUCCCAGCACCUUUAUACUAUUUCACCUAUGAGGUUAUUAAGGAGAUAACGCAGUUGCCAAAUGUAGUAAAUAUAUGACUAUCUCACGCCCCCACUUUAUAUGUUCUUUAUACUUGAAAGGGUGCAAAAUCUCUUGAACGUGUGUCAGAGACUAGCAAAAUAUCAGCAGUUUUUCUUUACGCUGUACAAGAAAUGGUACUAAUUGAAGAGAUCUGAUCUCUUCAACUAGCACCUUGCACUGCUGAUAAGGAUUCCGGAAAUUUGCAAACUGAUUUACAGGAAACUGGUGAAAAAAGCAAAGGGGAAUUAGAAGUUUCAAAUGGGCAAAAGCUUAGUUAACCUUAUGGGAAGAAAAAGAUAGCUUUGUGACAAAUUUGCUUGUUCUUUGGUGGUAACAUUGGGCCAAUCUAGCCACCUUAGACAACAAGUUUUCCUGCUUGUAAAAAAGGAGUAUAGUUUCUUAAUUCAUGUUUGGCUGGAAGAAUGAACAAAAGCAGAUAAUUAUGUGAUACCCUCAGCAUCCAUUUUUUUCCUGUUUACACUAAGAAAUUAGUCACACUCUGCACCUCGUGGUGGAGUGCAGUAAAUAGUGGUUUCUUUUAUGCUCACAGCAAAGAGAGCCACCCAAAAGGUCAAUGCACAAACUUAAAAGAGCCGGGCAAAAACCUCCCAGGCAUUUGCCCAAAGACACUUUCCUUGGAGUUGAAGUGCAGGAGGAGAAUAGAAAUGAACGUAUAUGCUGCUUUAGUCUUAGCAUUCAGAUUUACCAAAAAGAGGCAAUCUACACUAAAGAGCAUUAGAAAAUAUUUCUAGUUACUUAUAAUAAAGAUUUAAGCAUUUAAAAGAUAGAACUUUAAAAUAUUACCAAACUCUAAGGCGUACAUUUAUUUAUUUAUUUACACAUAUGUUAUAUAUAGUUAUAAUGAGAAGGUUUCUCUGCUCAGUUGGUGAUGGUGUGUAAUGACCAUACGAAAGAGUUUCCUCCAAAGCGGAUUGCAGCAAAAUCCAUCCAAGAUGAAGUAGCAAGGAGCUUUUUAACAAGGAGUACUGAAUGUGGUGGUGUUCAUGGAUCUGUGAGUUUUAUUAAGCAAGUUCUUACUGUACUGAUACUGUGAACUGAGAGCUGCAAAAUAA
Anolis sagrei ordinatus is the source of this 3808-nucleotide messenger RNA. It is a transcript of the gene ZBTB37, whose product is annotated as zinc finger and BTB domain containing 37. Gene Ontology annotation, molecular function: protein binding; RNA polymerase II cis-regulatory region sequence-specific DNA binding; DNA-binding transcription factor activity, RNA polymerase II-specific. Gene Ontology annotation, biological process: regulation of transcription by RNA polymerase II. The record is from RefSeq and is a predicted model, not a curated record. NCBI's taxonomy places the organism in Eukaryota, Metazoa, Chordata, Lepidosauria, Squamata, Anolidae.